UGAUCGGCCAAUUAAAGUACGCGACUGUGCAUCGUGAAUAGUAAACCACGUUGGCUAGUCGCAAGCACGAAUUUCGUCGAGCCGCUACAAUAUGGAUGAGUUAGAAAGGCAUGUGGCGAUAACCUCCAACUAUAGCACAUAACAGUAUCAGCAUGUACAAAAAUCUUGCGGUUCAAACACUUGGCGAUGCGGUCAAUGGUAGUUACCCGCCUUUGUCUCCUCCUAGUCGCAUUUGUUGCAAUGGAGUUGAUUCAAAACAGCCAACAUGUGUGACUAAAAAGCUACGCGACGAGAUGGAUGGUCCUCAACGAAUGACACAAGUGGGAUUUGAGAACCGGAGCGUGACAAUCAUACACAUGAAGAAUGGCCCCACCAAUGGCGUACAGAAUGGUCCCAAGUCAUUCAACAUAUCGGACAGGAAUCAUGAAAUUGCGAGACAAGCUAGCGUGUCUCCAACUGCCGAUGGUAUGCUCACCGAUGAUGGUGGACCUAGUGCAGCUCGAUUCAGCCCAAACAGACUUGCUGGAUCAUUCACAUCAACAUCAUACUCCGAACCUUUCACCUCUGACAGUGGUAGUGUUGCUGGUAUGAUCAGCAGAGAUGAACUGCUGAAUGUCAUGACAGAGGACUUGGUUGACUGGUUUAUGCAAAUGUAUCCUAGUCUUACGCAAGACCUGGAAGUGGACACAUUCUAUGAUCGUCUAUCGGAUGGUAUCCUUUUAUGCCAUCAUGCCGCCGUACUGCAUCAACUUCUGAUGGAUCAGGGCUCAAUUACCUAUGAAGGCGAACGAGCGGUUCUGAUGGGUCUGCGCAUUGGCGGAGUACAAGCGGUACUGCCUAAACAUAAACCUAGCUACCAAACUCGGGUACAGAGGGGCAGUGUCGCAACCAGUGGCUUUGUGGCUCGAGACAAUGUUGCCAAUUUUUUGAUAUGGUGUCGUCAGCUGGGAAUGCCUGAUUCUGUUCUCUUUGAAAGUGAAGAUGCUGUGUGUCGCAAAAACCCUCGAAACGUGGCUGUCUGUUUGCUAGAAUUGGCGCGUCUUGGCGGGUCACUUGGCAUGUCUGUACCAGGAUUAAUCCUCCUGGAAAAAGAAAUUGACGAAGAGUUGGAGAAAUCUUGUGUGAUCACCGAUUCAGCCUUUAGAACGGAGGGUUUAAAUACUCAUUCUCCUGAGGAGCGAAAAGUCGUGAUAGUUCGUGAGAAUUCAACCGACCCAGCCUUAUUCAUAACAGUGGACAAAGCGGUGGACCCACCUGACAUUCCGUCUAACGAAUCUGCAGUCGAAAACGGUGUAUCGAGUACCGUAUAUCGCAGCACUCGAUCCACCGACCUUCGACGAAAGAAGAGUCUAUCCGGUUCUUCGGAACGUUACUGUCUUGAUAAGAAGAAAGAAGCCAUGAAACAGAAACCAGAAAUUAAACGACCUGCAGUAGAUAUGCGGUCCCUGGAUGAGAUAGUUCGAGAGCUCCUUUCCCAAUGCACCUGCAAGCAAACGUUUCCAGUGAAUCGGAUUGGUGAAGGACGAUACCUGUUCGGUGAUAAAUGCACACAAAUUUUUGUUCGAAUUCUCCGAAAUCAUGUGAUGGUGCGUGUUGGCGGUGGUUGGGAUACGCUGAGUCACUUUCUUUCCAAAUACGACGAAUGUCGGAAAACAAAUAACUUUAACAACCGAGUCACGAAAUCAGUUGACUCAACGUUGGGCAAUGGAACCAGCUCCAUUGAUUCUUCUAAUACGGAUGAACUACUGGAAUCACUUGAUCCCAAUCCUACACGUCGCUCCACAGAGACACAUGUCAGUCCCAUUAGGGCACAAGGUCGAUUAACUGCGAUCAAGAAAAGCCCAGCUCCGGAACAUAAACUACCAAACGAUGUUUCCAUUCAGAAUACUGACAAAAAAUUUCCAGUGUUACGAAAUGACACGCAACUGCACGGGUUGAACAAAACCUGCAACAGUUCUGAGGUAGGUGGUCAGCUGAACAAGCGAACAUCGAUGGUAAGCGGAAAAUAUCAAGCUGUGGAACAGCGUAUACCUCAAAAAUGUUUGCCUGAGUCACGGAAUAAGCACAUGCCAUUGCUGAUUCUGCAUCAGGCGUUAAACGAGAGACAAAUGUGUCGAAGAAUGUUCCAAGGCUCGAAAACCAAACAUCGCGUAGCAAAGCUAUUCCUGAAUAGCUCAUCGGGUAAUAACAUCACGCACUCCCCAGCUUGA
This is a messenger RNA of Dicrocoelium dendriticum, 2210 nucleotides long. The record is from the annotation of a GenBank genome assembly. NCBI's taxonomy places the organism in Eukaryota, Metazoa, Platyhelminthes, Trematoda, Plagiorchiida, Dicrocoeliidae.